Rhinichthys klamathensis goyatoka is the source of this 6079-nucleotide messenger RNA. RefSeq lists its product as uncharacterized. Gene Ontology annotation, molecular function: protein binding. The transcript is spliced from 10 exons. NCBI's taxonomy places the organism in Eukaryota, Metazoa, Chordata, Actinopteri, Cypriniformes, Leuciscidae. The record is from RefSeq and is a predicted model, not a curated record. Bases 396 to 5888 code for a protein of 1830 amino acids.
UGUGAUUCAGUGUCGCCGAGUCUCUCAUCUCAUUCGCUAUCACACGCUUUUCGCGUAAAUCUGACAGGGUUUCCCUCGUGAAAGCGGAAAAACAACCGCGACGUUAGCGGCGUUUUUCUGACAGAUCGCGCCUCAGUGGAACUAUGAGAUUCAUCGGUCCCCGGGAGAAAGAGCGGCGGCUGCCCGGCUCAGGCGAGCCCUCUCGGGUGUGAGAGCGAAAUCGAGGCCGCUGGCGCUGAGGCCUAUUGCGGCCGGUUUAAUGUUUCACUCGACAAUACAGGGCAGCGCUCCGUCUCCGUCAGGACCAGCAAUGGCUUCUUCAUGUGAUGCCAGAUUGACAUUGAUUGACAGAUGAUGCUGGAGGCACCUGUGCAGGUGAGCAUCACGGCAGGAGAAUGAAGCUUCAUUCGGACCCGAGCGAGAGCACACACACGUGUGAGGACAUGAACCUGAACCACCGUUUGACCUUGACCUCCUGCGCGCUGAAACCCGCGGGCCUGGAGGGGGCGGAGCUCCUGUGCAACGGGUCGUCUGACCAAUCAGGGCUUGAGAAUUUCACGGCACACUGUGAUGAAAGUGACCCGGUGACCUCUGAAGACGACAGCAGGUCCAGUACGGUGGAAAACGGAGACGAUCUCACGCCCGAGAUCCAGCAGGCCUACAGAAUAUUUCAAAGCUUUCUUUCGGAGAAGCAUAAAUCCAUAACGGCCCCGUUCUGGCAUCCCGGAUCCCAGAGCCCUGAUGCAGACAUGAGCUUCAGAAAGAUGCGUGAUAAAUUUGUAAAUCGCGAGUAUGAAUCCAUCACUGCGUUCGUGGCCGAUUUCAGACUGAUGUUAGAGAACUGUUAUCGCUCUCACGGAGUCGAUCACUGGAUCUCCAAACAGGCCCAGAAACUGGAGAUUAUUCUCGAACAAAAGUUGACCCUGUUGUCCAGGACGUUGCGUGAGAAAACCACGCUAGCCGUGACCUCCAGAGGUCGUUUCGGCACCGAGGAUGAGAAAGCGUCGGUCGGCACGUCGUCCAGGCGGCGUUUGGUGCCACGAAACCUGGCGGCCAUUACAGUGGGCGGCAGCGAGUCCAUCAUGGUGCAGGCGCUGAGACUGGAGGAGCUGCAGAAAGCCAAAGACCAGAAGAGGCAGCGUGAGCUGGAGCGUAAAGAAGCAGAGGAGGCGUCAGUGAAGGAUCUGGAGGAUUGGGAGAGUUCACUGCUCGCACUGGCGGAACCGUGGGCCGUCCGGACCAUGUGGGAGCUUCCCGCCAUCGGCCACUUCUUGUGUCUGGCUCAGAAAGCGCUCAACCUCCCCGAGAUCGUCUUCUACGAGCUGGAGCGCUGCUUGCUAAUGCCGCGCUGUAGCUCGUUCCUAGCUAAGGUCAUGACCUCUCUGCUCCUUCACCCGAAUAAAAGAGCGAACGCCCACCGCCGCCCGCCGUUGCCGUACAGGAAGUGGGAGGCGGAGCUCCGGCGGCGGGUUCAGGACUGGUACCGUUCGCUCGCGAGGGCCGAGGACCAAACGGCUCGUGCCGAACUCCUAGGACUUUCCCAUCAGUUCUUCUGGACGCUAGGAGACGCGAGUCCACUAGAGGAGACGGCGUUCCACAUGCUCACGUUUAAACAGCGCGUGUGGCUCCUCAAGGGCCUGUGCGAUCACGUGUACGAGACGCAGAAGGACGUUCAGGUCGCGGUUCUCGCGCAGCCGAUCCACGAGUGCCGCGAGUCCAUCCUGGGCUACGACGCGCAGGAGAACGCGUACAUACACUUCCCUCACUUCUGCGGCGCCGACCUGCGGAUCUACCGCCAGAGUCCGUGUGUCGCGAUGGAGUUUCCUCUUCCGCUGUUACGCGUCAAGAGAUCGCAGGAGGAACCGGAGGGGUCAGAGGUCAAGCUGGAAACACAUGUGAUGAAGGAGCUGAAGGCAUGGAAGGAAGAUUCGCUCGUCGACAGGGAGGAUCCGGAUCAGAAAUGUUCCUCGAGCUUCUUCUCAUGGUCGCUGGACUCUGGAAGCGUUCGAGGAGCGUUCACCGAGGAGGAGCGGUUGAAAGAAGAGGACGAGGACGAGUGCGAGCUGAGCUUCGGAGUGGGAGAGAGCCGAUAUAAGGGAGUUGCACCCGCUCUGAAUAGUCACAGUAGUCCUGAAAAAGAUGCGAAUCACAUGACCUGUGAGGACCAAUCACAACGCCAGAAGAAGAGACAGAAGAAGAAAGACUUGAAGAAACCCAAACUGAGCUUGAAGAAGCGAACGGGUAAAAGCAGCGUGACGAGAGCGGCUACAGCCGUGAAGAAGAAAGACCGGAGGAAAAGACGGAAACCGGGGAACAGGGUUGAUGGGAAACUUUUGAGGAGACCAACGGGAUCUGCUCUUCUCCAAUCAGGACCCUCGUUUCAGUUGAUCUGCUCCAGUCUGGAUGAUCUCCGAGUCCUGAUCAGCAAAACACAAGAUCAGCUACAACAACUGAAUGGCGGCAAAAAGAGAUCUGACCGACGGCCGAACAGAAGAGCCGCUGUGAAGGAGUUACACGUCACACUAAUCCGGCUGCUAAACGAGCUGUUGCCAUGGGAACCCAAACUCGUCAAGGCCUUCCAGAGGAACAGAGCACGCUUGAAAAAGGAGUGUGACGACUUCAGGAAACACCCCGAAUAUGAGCAGUUCACCAGAGAGCGCGUGGAGACGUGUGUGUGUCGAGACGGCUCGCUCUCCGCAGAGGAUGGGGGAGCUGUGGAGGACCACUCUGAGGGAGCCGUCCUUAAAAAAAAAGAAAAAAAAGUAGUGCUUAAAAAGUCCUGGAAUUUCAUUUUACAGUGUCUGUACGAACCCUGGAUAUUUGUUUGGACUGAUCCAUGUUUUCUUUUUGCAGAGAGUGUAAAUCAUCUAGGAAAUCACGAAUCAAGAUGCCAAGUUGACAGACCUGAAAUUGUCAUGCAGUCGUCAGAUUCUGGACCCUUCACACGCAGCUCAAGACGUCGCCAGAGCGGUGCAAUCAGCGAUGAGCUGAGCCUGUGCAAAAGAGGCAAAGCAGACCCAGAGAGCUCUUUAACACCCGAAGUUAAUGUGCAAGCUGCAUCCAGGGAACAAGCAACAGGGAUCCCACGAGUGUUAGCGUUGCCUCAGCCUUUAAGUAGCUUUCAGGGUUCUUGCAAACCCAUCCAGGCACUUCUGGCCAAGAGUGUUGGAAACAAAGUGACCUUAAUAAGUCAUCCUAAAGCAGCAGUGAUGGCUCAGAUUCUGCGGGAUAAUCACAAGACUUCUGUAGCUCUGCCGCCUAUCCGAUUAUCAACUGCCUGUUCGCCAACUGAACCUGGAACAACUUCGACAACUGAAAGCACUGAUCAAGUGGUGUACAAGACGGCGGGUGGCGUUGGGCUUCUCAGGAAAGGAAUCACUUCUGCGCAGACAAUAUCAGAUCAAAAAUCAAUGCAACAAGUUGUUAUACUGCCUUCAAAUCUACUGAUUCAAAGCACUGAGAAUAAGGCGUCUACAUCGCUCCCUAAGACCGCAACGUUCUUGUCCAACGUUUCAGGCUUCACCAUACCGGAAACCAGGGUUCCUGUUCAGCAAGUGGCACCAUUAAAAGACACCAGCACUGCCAGAACACCAUCUGCUGUAGUUACUCCCAAUUUAAGGACUUUAAAGAGCGUUUCUGGAGGUUCUGCCAUGCCUAAAAAGACUCCUGAGCCAAAGGUGGUCGUAAAUAAAUCAGCUAGUAGUGGUCCGACCAGACCUGACGCUAACCAGGAGCUCCGGACAGUGUGCAUUAGAGACUCGCAGUCUAUCCUAGUCACGACGAGAGGAGGGAACACCGGGGUGGUAAAGGUUCAGACGUCUGAGAGUGGAACGGGGGCAUUGCCUCCAAGUCCUGUUUUUACCAUAUCUCCACAACUCCAAGCCUUUCUCGUGUCGAAGUCUUCCACGUCCACUACACAAGCGGUUUCGGCCACCGUUUCUGCUGAUUCUUUACUUGGAGUCACUCCUCAGUCACUCUCGAAGAGAGUCAGCUCAUCGACUUUCGUGCCCGGAACUGUCCCUCAAUCAACCCUGAAUCAGAAUAGCAAUGAUUUGGCCAAAACUAAAUCUGCACUCCUGUCCACGAGCAAAGACAGCCACAGCGUCCGUAUAUCUGCUAAAGACAUCCAAGGCUUUCAGGAGAAUACAGUCUCCGAAUGUGGAACGAAACCCCUACAAAAAAGGCCUCUACCAGGAAGCCGAACUGCUUUCCAAAAGGUUUUCCUCGUCUCGCCUUCACCGAAUAUCCCUUCGCCAGCAUCAAAGGUCAGCGCUACUACAGCAACCUGUACUUUGCCAGGAUCAAGAGUCAUGUUUAUAACUAACUCAGCACUUAAUAUUCAAAAUGAGGCGUCAUCUUCAGACGUCAACAUAUCCUCUACUAGUACACCAGCGUUGAAGGUCAUUCCCAAGUUGGGGACAACUUUAUCCUGCACUUCUUCUGGCACAAGCAUCCAGAGCAUCGGUGUCCCAGGGUUGAUGUCAAGAAUACUCGGUACAAACAAGAAUAUGCCGUCAGCAACCGAAGCCUCUGUGAAAACUACACCUGUGAUCGUCUCCAGAGUUCCUGCGACAUCAUCAACUUCAAGCGGACUUCAGAAAGUACCUGGGACUGUUGAUGGGAAAACGCUCACGUUUUCAACGCUAGGCACCGGCCACAUGGCUUCUUCCGCACUUUUAUCAGUUGUAAAACCGGAUGUACCUUCAUCAAUUUCAACAUUAAAUGCUCUGCACUGUAAACCGACUAUAUCUUCCUCUUCUUCAGGAAGCCUUAUUAACAAACACACUACGUUACCAGUUGAUGUGAACACUGACAAGACACCAAUGAUCACAUCCCUUUGCACUUCACGCUCACUGGUCAAAACAACUUCUUCUGGAGUAUCCAGUCCUCUUGCAUUGAGUUCAUUGAGUCCAGUGGUCAUGACCUCUGGGCUACGACCUCCGACCUCUACCGCCAAGAGUGUCCAGGAGAAAAUAGUGAUUAAUACCACUGCCCCACUUGCCCCUGGAACUCAACUCCUGAUCAAUAACACCAGAUUUGUUGUACCUUCUCAAGGCCUUGCACCCGGCAGCCAUGUUCUGCUCAUCAACUCUUGUCCUGGAGGAUUGCAAGGCUUCAGUUCUGCUUCCCCUGUUCCUCGAGGUCCAAACACUUCAACCCCUGUUACCGUUCCUUCAGUUGUGCAAGGUAUGAGAUUGGUAACACCAGUCAGGCUACCCUCACCAAAAGUUGGACUUUCAGAUCGAGUCAAUCAACAACUGAGCACAAGAACGCCAAUGAGUGUGUCUGGUCUCUCACAAGCUCUACGCUCUGGUGUAUCAUCAGACAUUGUGAGACUACCAAUCUUUCAAACCCCAGUUACACCAUCACAAGGUGUCAAAGAAACCUCUCCUCUUCAAGGAGGUUUACUAAGCACAACUUCUCCGAUGCUCUUGCAAGGAAGACCAUCCCAAAACCAAGUGGUACCCCCAAUAAAAACUUCAAUUGCACAUCAUUCACCAAUGGUAACCGUUCCACCCAUUAACAGCACGAUAUCACGGAUGCAGAAACUUCCAGUUGCAAUGGUUCCACCAAUCGGUGGUGCAACCACUCCUAUUGCAAGUGUUCCUCCGUAUAUGAACUCCGUGAUAAUGACACCUAUCAGACCUGGGACAAUCGGAAAACCUGCUAUUUCACCCCAUCCACUACAAGGUCAAAACAUGGUUCCCAGCCCUAGCAAACUGCUGUUGAGUCCAGAUGGUGCCAUUUUAAAUAUAGUUCAAGCUUCAAGCAUACAAGUGUUGGCAAAGCCAGUGGUUAGUUCCUCCUCGAGUAGUGUUACUGUGCCUACUUUAAACACAAAUGAUCCAAUGAGAAAACCAGAUGCAUCGGAGAGAUUGAAUCACUGAGAUCACUCUGGAGGUCUUCUGUUGUUUCCCGUUGUGAUUAUGGAGGAUGCUUUUCUUACUUAGUAUUUUUGUCUUGUUUCCAGGCCAAAUAUCUAGAAAUUCUUGAAUUAAGAAGCAUUUACUAGAUGAGUAAAAUGCCAUAAGAUAUUAUGUCUUGUUUUCUGGGCAAAUAAAUAAAAAUUAAGAGAGUU